CUCAAAUGUGAGCAUAAAAUAGCGAGAUUGAGAAUAUUCUCACUUUAGUUUCUUUCGAAUUGUGAAAUAGCCAUGAAGUUCCUUAACAUUUUUGCUGUUUUUCUGAUUUUUUGUGUGAUCGACACACAUUCUUUGAAGAUUUUGGGGGUCUUUCCAACGGGUAGCAAGUCACAUUUUGCCAUUGGCAAAGCUAUUGUAGAUGCCUUACAUGAUGUUGGACAUGACAUAACUGUAAUGUCAUCAUUCCCACAGAAAAAGACGAAAGAGAGGUACCGAGAUGUUGAAUUUUUGGAAAUAAGGGAGAAAUAUGAAAAAGAAAUGAAUGUCAGUGCCUUUGAUUUUGGGAAAAUGCCCGUGUUUAUGAUGGUCUCUAUGAUGUCUACAUUUGGUAUGGGUGUUAUCGAUGACACGCUCAAUUACGAAAGUGUCCAAAAGUUUUUAAAAAGGAAGGAAAAGUUUGAUGUUUGCAUUGUUGAAAUAUUCUAUAUGGAAGCAUAUAUGGCUAUGGCUGAACACCACGACUGCAUCCUAAUAGGCUAUACAACAUUCAAUGCUGUUGGUGCGAUCGAUGAAAUAACUGGAAAUAUAUCACCAACAUCUUAUGUUCCAAUGCCUUUUUUGGAUUACAUUGAUAAAAUGACGUUUAUCGAAAGAUUGUGGAAUACUGUGUAUACAGCAUAUGAAAAAAUACUAUUCCACGUGCUUGAAGUUCCCAUUCAGUAUCGUAUCUAUAAAAGACACUUCCCAGAUGCCAAAAAAUCUUUUUAUGAGAUGAUUAAAAGUCCAGCAAUUAUCUUUCAAAAUAGUCAUGUCAGCACAUCAUCACCACGUCCAUAUCUCCCAAAUGUCAUUGAAGUUUGUGGAAUUCAUGUUAAGGCAGCUAAAGCUUUACCAAAUGACUUGCAGGAAUUUUUGGACUCAGCUGAUGAAGGCGCUAUUAUAUUCUCAAUGGGGUCAUUCAUUCAAAGCAAAGAUUUUCCAAUUGAGAAAAGAACUGCGUUCCUUAAUGUCUUUGGAAGACUAAAGCAGAAAGUUUUGUGGAAAUUUGAGGAAGACAUGCCAAAUAAACCAGAUAAUAUUAAAAUCAGCUCUUGGUUGCCACAAAGAGAUGCUUUAGCUCAUAAGAAUGUCAAAGUGUUCAUCACUCACGGUGGUUUGUUAGGAACAACUGAAGCUAUGUAUGAAGGAGUUCCACUUUUAGGGAUUCCAAUCUUUGGAGAUCAAAAAAUGAACAUGAACAAUGCAGUAGCUAAAGGAUAUGGACAAGUCGUUAAUUUCGAUGACAUAACUGAGGAGAGAAUUGAAUCAGCCUUGACGAAAUUACUUAAUGAUCAAAAGUACUUUAAUACUGCUAAAUCAUUGUCUAAAAUAUUCAACGAUCGACCUAUGACCCCUCAAGAGUCUGUCGUUUACUGGACAGAAUAUGCAUAUAGACAUAAAGGUGCUGAACAUUUAAAGAGUGCAGGCAGUGACUUGUACUACUUCCAGGUGAUUUCGCUGGACGUUUAUUUCGUGUUAUUUCUUAUUUUUAUUGUCAAUGCAAUGAUUGACUUUUAUGUUGCUCGAUAUUUGUACAGAAGAUGCUUCCGUAAAGCUUCAGGGAAGCAGAAGUUAAAUUAAUUAUAUUUAGUAAAAACUGUAGAUACAUUUAUAAAUAAAGAUUAUAUAAUGGAAAU
Molecule: messenger RNA, 1676 nt
Organism: Chironomus riparius
Lineage: Eukaryota; Metazoa; Arthropoda; Insecta; Diptera; Chironomidae
Source: the annotation of a GenBank genome assembly